AUGCUGAAUUCGGGAAGAUCCCAUUGCGAACUGGGGACUCACUCUCAUGGCUUCAAGGCGACUCACUCUCAUGGCUUCAAGGCGACUCACUCUCAUGGAUUCAAGGCGACUCACUCUCAUGGCUUCAAGGCGACUCACUCUCAUGGCUUCAAGGCGACUCACUCUCAUGGCUUCAAGGCGACUCACUCUCAUGGCUUCAAGGCGACUCACUCUCAUGGCUUCAAGGCGACUCACUCUCAUGGCUUCAAGGCGACUCACUCUCAUGGCUUCAAGUCGACUCACUCUCAUGGCUUCAAGGCGACUCACUCUCAUGGCUUCAAGGCGACUCACUCUCAUGGAUUCAAGGCGACACACUCUCAUGGCUUCAAGGCGACUCACUCUCAUGGCUUCAAGGCGACUCACUCUCAUGGCUUCAAGGCGACUCACUCUCAUGGCUUCAAGGCGACUCACUCUCAUGGCUUCCAGGCGACUCACUCUCAUGGCUUCCAGGCGACUCACUCUCAUGGCUUCAAGGCGACUCACUCUCAUGGCUUCAAGGCGACUCACUCUCAUGGCUUCAAGGCGACUCACUCUCAUGGCUUCAAGGCGACUCACUCUCAUGGCUUCAAGGCGACUCACUCUCAUGGCUUCAAGGCGACUCACUCUCAUGGCUUCAAGGCGACUCACUCUCAUGGCUUCAAGUGGACUCACUCUCAUGGCUUCAAGGGGACUCACUCUCAUGGCUUCAAGGUGACUCACUCUCAUGGCUUCAAGGCGACUCACUCUCAUGGCUUCAAGGCGACUCACUCUCAUGGCUUCAAGGCGACUCACUCCCAUGGCUUCAAGGCGACUCACUCUCAUGGCUUCAAGGCGACUCACUCUCAUGGCUUCAAGGCGACUCACUCUCAUGGCUUCAAUGCGACUCACUCUCAUGGCUUCAAGGCGACUCACUCUCAUGGCUUCAAGGCGACUCACUCUCAUGGCUUCAAUGCGACUCACUCUCAUGGCUUCUAG
Messenger RNA from Closterium sp. Naga37s-1, 993 nucleotides. NCBI's taxonomy places the organism in Eukaryota, Viridiplantae, Streptophyta, Zygnematophyceae, Desmidiales, Closteriaceae. The record is from the annotation of a GenBank genome assembly.